CUUUUAUAUUUAUGAUAAUGAGAUACCUACAAGUUAAAGAAUAUGUUCUAUCAACGUAUAGAAUCGGUAACACUAUGACCUUGACCAGCAGAAACAGAAAACUGUUGGUCAGUAAAAUCUCCUUGGUGAUUGGAAUAUUGGCCAGUAUAGGGGCCAGUAUGGUCGGCAAUUUUCAGGAGGACAAUGUAAUAGUUGCUCACAUUAUCGGAGCCUACAUGGCGUUUGGUCUUGGUGGUUUAUAUUCUUGGAUACAGGCUGUCUUAUCUUAUUAUAUUCCUGAAAUACACGGCUCAUCUAAAGCAGCUCGACAUAUUCGAGUAUUAUGUUGUAUAUUAGCCACAGUAGCUUUUAUACUUAGUAUCCUUUUCAACUUACUUGAGAUUCUGGCGGCGUAUUUUGGAAACGAUCUUAGCACUAGGAUAUCUUCAGAUAAUUGUUAG
Messenger RNA from Lottia gigantea (owl limpet), 440 nucleotides. RefSeq lists its product as hypothetical. The annotation marks the transcript as partial. The transcript is spliced from 2 exons. Lineage: Eukaryota; Metazoa; Mollusca; Gastropoda; Lottiidae. The record is from RefSeq and is a predicted model, not a curated record.